This is a messenger RNA of Cuscuta campestris, 954 nucleotides long. The record is from the annotation of a GenBank genome assembly. Lineage: Eukaryota; Viridiplantae; Streptophyta; Magnoliopsida; Solanales; Convolvulaceae.
CUCAUCAAAUUCUCUCAAUGUGUAAGCCUAAAUAUAGUCAUGUGUGAUCUUGUUUGAUUUGUCUUAACAUAUAGAUUAUUAAUAUAUAAUUUCUAUAAUUUUUUAAUAUACAAAUUACAAGAUAAAAUGGAUUAAAGAAGUGCAUUGGAUGAUGUGUAAAAAUGAAAGUGGACAAAUACUCUGGGACGGAGGGAGUCGCCAUCUCCGCCCACGCUCUCCCCCCAUUUCUGCUGUUCGUCUGCACCUCUCUCUCUUUCCCGCCUAGAAAGCUCGCACUCCUUUUGCUGCGGUUGUCGGCUCCGUCCUUCUCCGUUGAAUCCUUCUCCGAAUAGUUCUAAGAAACACACUUGGAGAGCUACUUCUUCACUCCAAUGAACUAUCGCUAUGUUCUCCUCUCUGGCAUCUCCUUGGGCAUCAUCAUUGCAAUCUGUCAUUUUGGACUUCAAUGGAGGGAGACAGGAAAGUUUUUGCACCAAUCCCAGGGAGAGGGAAACAACACAACCACAAUUAUGAAACCAGUGAACACAUAUAAGAGCCACAGAAAAAUUUUAGUCCAUGGAUCUUGCACAAGCAAGGAUAUAAGCAUUUCCCAGAGCACAUAUUCGACGACGGGGAUUCCACAGUAUGUAGUUGAGAUAGUAAACACAUGUUUUUCUGGGUGUGCACCUUCCAACAUUCACCUUCACUGCGACUGGUUUGCCUCGGCAAGAAUAGUGAAUCCGAACGCAUUUAAGAGGCUGGACUACGACGACUGUUUGGUCAAUGAAGGGAAGCCUUUGAAGAGCAGCCAAAUGAUCAGAUUCACAUACUCAAACACAUUCAUGUACCCUCUUGCAUUCAAGUCUGCCAAGUUUUGCUGAUUGGUUGACUCCUCAACGCUGGAUGAUUAGAUUUUCGGGUUCCAAGUUUGAGGUGAGAGGGUUGAUUGGGUGGGAAUAUAACUAGAUAUAUAGU